CCAAUAAGUCUGUGACCACAUAGUGUCAAUUUUUAUAGCCCCACGAGUAAGCACAAUGUACAGUGAAUCAGAAUUUGUACAAAGAUACGUUACACAACAGAAGUAACAGUAUUGUUUUGUCCACAAAAAGUAAGCCACCCACCAAAGUCCAAACAAAGAAACAGUAGGCAGGAACAAUCACAUUUAAUAAUAACGUCACAUAAAGGGAGACAAGUAGGAUCAUGCUAUUUAGAUUUUCCAAGAUCUUUCAGUAUCCAUUAGUAGAUUUCUUUCCCUUUCCCCUCUCUCUCCAUAUCUACUUCAACUAGUACUAUAUAUUUACUCCUUCCACCAAUUCUCUACUGUACGUCCGAUUCUAUAGACAAAAUAUAACAGACCCAUUUUUGUAGUGGAAAAUAUGGCUGCUGACUAUUCUUUAAGUGGUGCACAGGAAUUGCAUGUUUUAGCCGUUGAUGAUAGUCAUGUGGAUAGGAAAGUUAUUGAGCGAUUGCUGAAAAUCUCUUGCUGUAAAGUGACAGCAGUUGAGAGUGGAAGGAUGGCUUUGCAAUAUUUGGGUUUGGAUGGAGAGAAGAGUUCUCUGGGGAUUGAUGAAUUGAAGGUGAAUCUGAUAAUGACUGACUAUUCUAUGCCUGGAAUGACAGGAUAUGAACUUCUCAAGAAGAUCAAGGGAUCUUCGACGUCGAGCAAAAUUCCUGUUGUGAUUAUGUCAUCAGAAAAUAUUUUAACUCGUAUUGAUAGAUGUUUGGAGGAAGGGGCCAAAGAGUUUCUCCAGAAACCUGUCAAGCUUUCCGAUGUUAAACGACUGAAAGAUUUCAUUUUGAGAGAGGAGAAUGAUAACAAGGAAACAGAGGAAAUGAAACAAGGGAGUUGUCACAGAAAGAGAAAACUUCAAGACUGUUCAUUGUCAUUGACACAACCUCAUGAUAUACCAUCAUCACCAAAAUGUUCAUCAACUCCGUUAUUGAAACAUUCUCUGUUGAAGCACCCAAAGAUUGCCUAAGCCUAACACUGAUUCAUAUGAUUCCUACUUUUGCUUUUUGAUUUAACUAGGACAGUCAGCCUUGACACACUCGAUCUGUAUAAGGUCAUUUUUGUUUGUAUUACAACAAACACAAUUUUGUACAUCCUUUAGCUUAUUACUAUCUCACUAAUCAGUGCAAUUAAGCUACCUUUGCACU
This is a messenger RNA of Nicotiana attenuata, 1178 nucleotides long. Its product is annotated as two-component response regulator ARR5-like. Bases 398 to 1000 code for a protein of 200 amino acids. NCBI's taxonomy places the organism in Eukaryota, Viridiplantae, Streptophyta, Magnoliopsida, Solanales, Solanaceae. The transcript is spliced from 5 exons. The record is from RefSeq and is a predicted model, not a curated record. Gene Ontology annotation, biological process: phosphorelay signal transduction system; cytokinin-activated signaling pathway.